This is a messenger RNA of Bolinopsis microptera, 5291 nucleotides long. RefSeq lists its product as uncharacterized. The transcript has 20 exons. Gene Ontology annotation, cellular component: membrane. Lineage: Eukaryota; Metazoa; Ctenophora; Tentaculata; Lobata; Bolinopsidae. Bases 18 to 5093 code for a protein of 1691 amino acids. The record is from RefSeq and is a predicted model, not a curated record. Gene Ontology annotation, molecular function: calcium ion binding.
AGAUUAUAAACAUCAGUAUGAUUGUCCACAAGUCCAUGAAAAGCUUCGGGCCAGGGUUGAACUUUGAGCAGUGGACACCAAAGGAGCAGACAGAGCAGAGUUUUGUUGAUUUCAGUAGUCUGUACCGUCUAAACGAAACUAAAAAGAAGAAAAGGAGCAAGCUAGACGAUAUGGUAUCAGGGCAGGAUAUGGUGAACGGUAAGGAGAGGUGCUAUUUCCAGGAAAAGAAAUGCUUGACUGAAAUCCACAAUCGCACUGCGAUAGCCUCCAGGGCCUCACUGUUUGUAGCUCUGAAGAGGUGGAAAACGAAAGCAACUAAUUCAUACAAAGUUAAAGGAUACAGCACGCAGUACAAGUUGAGACUACAGAUAAACAAGGGCCACUAUUCUGUUAAACCACGGGAAUCUUAUCUCAACUACUUCGUAAAGAUAAGGGUUGCUCAGUACAGGACUGAGACGAGCCCACUCGAAGAAACAGUUUACUACAUCAUACCAAACUGGGACGAGCAGUUCGACUUUUAUCUCGACAGUUUGGACUAUCCUCUGGAACUUAAAAUUGUGGAGAGGGACAAGUUUGGGGACCAUUUUGUUGGGAGAUGUUCGACUGAUUUGUUUGAAUUUGGAGUUUGUGAGCCGUGUGUGGUAGUAAAACCUCUUGAGUGUAAGAGAGGAGUCGCCUCCAAACUAAACGGACAGUUGGAGUUCACUGUCGUUAUUGAGAAAGCUUCCGACGCUGACCACAGACAGUACGAGCUUGAGAAACAGGCGGAAGCAGCAGCUGCUAUACAGGCGGAAAAAGAAGAACGAGAGAAACGGAAGCGAGAGAAGCCAAAGAGAGAGGGUAACUCAGACGAAAGUGCUCAAAGUACUCAAAGUACUCAAAGCAACAACUCAAAUUUCCAGAUAAUAGAUUAUCCUGACUCUGAAAAUGAGAGGGAACUACCAAGUAGCAGCUCAGCGGGGAACGAGCCCUCUACAAGUCAGACAAGCAGUACCAGAGGGAAGCUCAAGAGAGAGAAAACAGUGAGAAAGAGAUCAUCUGAGCGAGAGUACUGCUCCUCGUCAUCGCACGAUAGCUUCGCUCAGGACUCUCCUGGUCGGCCUGCUAGUGUCGUGACAGCGCACGAGCAGUCGCGCGAUGUUGAUAAGUCACUUGCAAACUCACGCAAUGGUUCCCAUACCAACUCGCAUGACGGUUCAAAUGAUCUAUUAAUGACUUCUUGUGAUCCAAAAUUACUUCGCAAAGCUAAGUCAGAGCUAUCUCCCUAUCCGGAUGCUGAAAUGGAAGGACCUAAGCCUUACCGGAAACUUUCUCUAACUCCAAACCUUCCCCGGCUUGAACAGAGGACCUCUCUUAAUAAUCACCCCCUCAAAAAACAUACACACAAACUGUCAACAUCAGAAGAAUCUGACCUGUUUGUGGAUUCAGAUCUGAACAUAUACCCCGGUGCCACUUCACCUGCUCCGUCAACUCAGAUGAAUGUUCUAGGAAUUGUGCCCAGAAUCGUUACACAAUCACCAUCACUAUCACCCUCUGACACAAGCGAGCCAAAGAAGAUUCUAGACUCUCAAUCUACAAGCUCUACAAGCUCACUGAAGUCGAAAGGCUCGGCGAACAGCGGGAGUAGAGUCAAGUUUGACCCAGAAACCUCAUCUGUCUCCUCAUCCUCUUCGCAGAUUCCAAACGGAGUACCUCCUAAUGUGCUUCAAGGUGUUCAGCAGACCAGUUCUCCGAAUCUUAGACUUAAUCGCCGUACCUCCAUAUCUCAGUCAUCUCCCAGCCUUUCUGGCGGUAGCAAGUUGAUUGAAGGGGAGAAACGGUUCAGGACAUUUUCGGAGGGGGCGACUAGAACAACUAGUCCCGAUACCGAGGCUCUGUCCGAACCUGACAGUGAUAAACUUCCAGAACUCUCUGUCACCGACAAGCGCAAAUCGUUUGCCUUCAAGAAUCAGAAACGUAAGCCGAAUCUGCUGACCCCUAAGGUUCUGACUGAUAUUGGUGAGAGAAGUGACAACUCGGACCAGUCAUUUGAUUAUGGAGAUACACAAGGGGUAUCCAGCCCAGAAUCUAAACCAGCUAUUGGAGGUGAUGGAGCUGUUAACUCGGAGGCGAUGUUCCGAUCGAAGGGUAAAGAGGAGAGCUCUAUUGAGAUCUACAUUCUGCGACUCACUGUUAAGACUGCUUCAGAGUUGCCACUUCUUGAAUCGUUUGUCAAGGUAAAAGUAGGGAGUAUCCACAAGAAAACAUCGGUAUGUAAAUCAGAGGAGGGGUCUUGUACUUGGGGCUCUACUCUCGAGUACUAUGUUAAUAACACAGAGCUCUCAGCUCAUAUCCAGAUAUGCGACAAAGAUGCGUUCCAAGAGGCGUACGGUCAAGGGACAGUGGAUAUGAGCUCGCACCCUCUGGAUACAGAGAAACAGCACAAACUUCGACUGAGAGGACCCAACGGGAGCAAAGUUCAAACCAGUCUACUGUUAUCUACUGUGCUUGAGAGAACUGAUAAGAGUACAGCCACUAAACUCAUGAAAAAGCGAGCUAAAUCCUUUAGUAAGAAAGACUUCAAACGAUCAUUGUUGAAGGCUAGAACUUCAAUGUCACAGCUUAGAGACAAGACUAUGGAUGGCUUGUCAAAUUCUUCAAACCAUCAAUCAGAAUCUCAGUCUAUGUACUCUGGAUCAAUCCAAAGCUUAGACCAUAGUUCUGCUGUGGAAACAAUAUCUCACAAUGGAGCUUCUUCUGGGUCUUUUAACGAAUCCUCUGAUGUCAAACAGACAAACAUUGAUCAAGAACCGCCUAAGUUUAGGUUGCAUAUUCAGUUUUACGAGUGCGCAAAUUUAUGCGGCAAAGGAUCUAAGCAGUUUUCAGAUACCUUCGUCAAACUGAAGAUUGGGGAACAGGAGUUUAAAACGAGAACAGUUAAGAAGGACGCAAAUCCUAAAUUCAAUGAAACGUUCGAGUUUGAUCUUUUUGAUUUGACUGAACCUCUUCGAGUCAGAGUUUACCAGAUAAGUCGGCUAUUUGACGAGAUUUUGGGGACCUCAAAGAUCCGCCUAUCAGUUUUACCAUUUGACACAGAUCUGAACAUCAACGAGUUCCCCGUGAUAACUGACGAGGCACGUUUUAAAUGUCAUAACCCUACAAUAUCACUCGGUAUUAAACUCUCCUGUUUGGCUAGUAAAGUGGUUCAGCAGCCCAGUGUACAGCCGGCUUAUAGAAGAGAUAGUACUCAGCCUCCAGCAGUGGAACAAGAUUCUAGUUCACUCUACAGAGUCUACAUCAAUAUGUUCCGCGGAGUCGACCUGCUCGCAUUUGAUGAUACCGGAACUUCUGAUCCCUAUGUAUUGCUCCGUAUCGGCUCCAUCCAACAUCAAACAGACGUUAUCUACCACAGUUUAGCUCCUACCUGGAACGAGAAUUUCAUGUUUAGUAUCAACUCCCUGGAUAAGGAAAUGUAUCUGACAGUUGUUGAUAAAGAUCCUGAGUUUGAUGAUAUGAUGGCUAACUUCAGAGCACAUCUCAGUAACAUUCCUCUCCAGACACGCUGUGAGUUCGAGAUAGACCUAGAGAACGACUCAGGACGACUUGAGUUCAGUGUUCUGAUACAACGGGCUGAAGAUCCAGUUAUCGCGUCUAUACCUUAUGUUGGGUACUGUGCUGUCCCUAUUGCUACUCUAGAGAUCAAACCCAUCGGACUAGCUCAGCUCGAGAAGAACCAAGUUAGGCAGAACUACCGUUUGGAAGUGUGUAUCGGCAAAGAAACGUACAGUAUAUUCUACGAGGGACCCGGACAAGGGUCCUGGAGCGGCAUUGAUAUUUACGACACUUAUUUAGAGAGUGUCACGUUCAACCUCUACAUGGUGCAGUUCGGACUGCAGGAGAAGCUGAUGGCCAGUAUCGAAGAGGACAUUGGUAGUACCACUUCCUCCUCCAACUGUCACGUGACAUUGGACAUUCCUGAGAUCAGCAACAUGUUUCUUCUCUGCUUUAACUUGAAAUAUACCUCUUAUGCAACAGGUUCCUGUUUGAGCCCGGUUGAGUACGAUGAAGAGAAGAGUUUUGAGGAGAUGACAUUUGAUGAGCUGGGAGAUGCGCUGUCCUGCCCGUACAACUACGCUCUCUGUAUUGACUCGCUAGUCUUCGAGAGCAACGGAGCAUUUGGGAACGACAAACUAGUCGCUGUUGUUGACACGGAAAGAGUAAGCCUGAAGUCGGAGCCGAGCAGUGUUUCUGAUAACGACAUGCAUUGUGGCUUCAUAUUCCGACUAGAGCAUCUCCCCCGAACCGUUACCCUGAAACUCUUCAAGAGAACUAGCAACUUCUCAACUUACAUGGGGAGUGCUGACUUUAGUAUCACCAGUGGAUCUGAGGGUGUAUUGAGGGGAGAUAUGGUGCUGGAGACUGAUAGUUCUACUAUAAAACUAGCUCUCAUAUUCGAUGUUAUUCAGCAUCUGCACCAGGAUAUAAUCAACACGAUGACAACACCAAGUCUCCCGAUUUUGAAGCCUGACGCGGACGAAUUGGCUCUUCUUAAUAACUUUAAGAAGUUAACUUAUUGCUACAUAACUCUUCAGAUAUUUCUUAGACACACCACUAGUAUUAGGAGAAUGGGAACUUACAAGAAGAUACUCUUAUUCCUGAUCUCACUGUUCUGCGUUGUCAACGUUCCUGCAGAAUAUACUGAACUUACCCUUCCAGUUUUUAUCUCGUUGUUUAUUGUUAUAGUCAGUUUUAGAUUAGUCUGGAAACGGAAGCACUUAUCAGAAAUGAGACUUGCACUCUUGGAAGAAAUCAAUACGUGUAAUGUUGAUGAAUCCAUAUUUGUCAGAACUUGCGAUAAAACUGUUUCUAAGGUCAACGAUUGUAUGCAGAAGAUAAUUUACGUUUACUCGUGGAAUAGUCCAGUGGCAAGUACGAUAUUCCUGAUCAAGCUAAUAGCCCUAGCUUCCUUAUUUAUUCUACUUCCGGAACAGCUGUGUUUCCUCAUAUCCCUCAUCAUCCUCUUGUCUCAUCGAACUCCAAUCGAUUUCUUUGUAAACGAAAUUGUAAAUUUAGCCAAUCCGUUGAACGGAGUUCCUAAUAAUAUCUGCUCUUAAAUUUGAAUCAAAAUUUUAUAUUCUUGAAGAUUUCAGAACUGUAAAUUGUAAUGUUAAAUGUAUGUACAUAUUUUUAUGGUGUUACUGAAGGAUGGACACAUUGGUUUAUGGUUCAUCAUUCGUGGUUAAAGCUAAACUAUAAACUGUAGAAGAAUUGUUUAGGUUUGUCUUUUUGAUUAUUUAUUAUUGAAUUUGACG